GAUGCUAAUUAGACUAGUGAUGUAUCGUGCCUCAUUGAUCCAGCAAUUCAAAAGGCACCUAGGUACACUUGGGUCGAAUUUAACCACUUCUAAAGUGUCAAUCGUCAAAUUUUGUAUCAAGUGAUUCAAUGACCAACAUGGUAGAACAAUAUUCCAUUAGGCAAUGCGCAGCGCUAUUCUCCUGCCUAUCCCAAUAAGGUCAUGGAAAUAUUAGCCCCGCGCCGUCUCCGACCUGUAGCUUUCACUAGGUAUCUAGAUACUAGUAGAUAGUGGCCAUUCAAACUCCUACAUAAACAACAAAAUCCUGCCAUUCAUAUUUCCAUUAUUACAUCGCAUUUAUUCAAGUCUCUAUUGGUCAUUUGCAAAAUCCUCCUCACUCGCUCUUGGAUUAUCAUUCUUCUUCACAGGCCCUCGCUUCUAUAUCAAACUCAAUAUGAAGACCACACUCGUUGUUGUUGCUGGUCUGGCAUCUGUCGCAUCUGCUCAGGUCACAGCUCUCAUUACCCCAACCGCAUCUGCUCCUGAUGGAUGUGCAACUAGCUAUUCUGGCGCUUUUCAGAUCUCUACCGUAAAUGUUAGCAGUGUAGCAAAACGUCAGCAAAAGCGUGCCGACUGCUCAUCAUCUCUUGCCGUCACACUUAGUGACGGUAUUCUAAAGGACCAGCAGGACAGAACGGGAUACAUUGCCUCAAACACUCAGUUCCAAUUCGAUGGCCCACCACAAACUGGGGCUAUCUAUACCGGUGGCUGGUCUGUUUGUUCAAAUGGCUCUCUCGCUCUUGGAGGUUCCUCCGUUUUCUACCAGUGCCUAUCAGGUACAUUCAAUAAUUUGUACACGGAAUCGCAGGGUGAGCAAUGCUCCCAAAUUUUGAUUCAAACAUCUGCAUGCAGCUCAGCUGCUGGGUCUGGCGUCAUUGGACAAUCAACUGAUGGUCAAGCAACUGCCACUGCCAUCACUUCUCUAUCCUCUGCAGCAAUUUCUCAAAUCUCAGAUGGACAGCCACAAGGUGCAACCUCGGCCGCUACUAUCUCUCAAAUUAGUGACGGACAAGUUCAAGCCCCUACAUCUGCUGCUGGUGCGCCAAUCACUCAGAUUAGUGAUGGCCAAGUCCAAGGUGCCACCUCUGUUGCACCAUCCCCAACAGGUGCUCCUAUCAGUCAGAUUACAGAUGGACAAAUUCAAGGCGCAACGUCCGCGGCUGCCAUCUCUUCGGCGGUGGUCUCUCAGAUUCCAGACGGUCAAAUCCAAGCUCCUACUAGUGCUGCCGCUCCUUCGGCGGUGGUCUCUCAGAUUCCAGACGGUCAAAUCCAAGCUCCCACUAGUGCUGCCGCUCCUUCGGCGGUGGUCUCUCAGAUUCCAGACGGUCAAAUCCAAGCUCCUACUAGUGCUGCUGCUCCUUCGGCGGUGGUCUCUCAGAUUCCAGACGGUCAAAUCCAGGCCCCCACCAGUGCAGCCACACUCGAAACUAGCACUUCUCUUGCAGGUGCAGUCAUCUCUCAAAUUAGCGAUGGCCAGGUUCAGGCACCUACUGCCACCCCAACGAAUGGUACCUAUUCUAGCAUAACAUCCGCCCCCGUUGAUUUCACUGGCGCUGCCAACUCUUACCAAAUCAGUGGCUCUUUGGCUGCGGCUGCCAUUGGUCUCUUUGCUGCUAUUUUGUAGAGUUCCUCUGGCACAUCAAAUAACGAGAUAAUUUUUAUUCUUGAUAAUACUUUUUAUGGUUACGAUGGAUUUAAUAAGGGGUUCUUACACGGGAUAUCGGAAUGGCAAACAAAACACCCCUUACCGCAUUUUUUGGGUCGACAGAUCACAUCAUGAUAAAUAUGAACGGGCACAGGAUGAGGCAAUAGGGGCGUAAUUAUCACAUCACAAGGUAUCAAUUUACAAAAUUGAAUAAUGGGUACAUGUUAAUAAUUGAGAAAAACUCGACAUUGCAGAUAUUUAAUUAUGAAAUGAUCCAAAGGAAUGAAUAAUGAAUCACGCAAACGGCUUAACAAUGCACUCAACAAAUUUCAAAAAUGACUUAUUCUUA
Botrytis cinerea B05.10 is the source of this 2033-nucleotide messenger RNA. RefSeq lists its product as hypothetical. Gene Ontology annotation, cellular component: fungal-type cell wall. NCBI's taxonomy places the organism in Eukaryota, Fungi, Ascomycota, Leotiomycetes, Helotiales, Sclerotiniaceae. The transcript is spliced from 3 exons. The coding region runs from base 434 to 1663 and encodes 409 amino acids. Gene Ontology annotation, biological process: fungal-type cell wall organization. Gene Ontology annotation, molecular function: structural constituent of cell wall. The record is from RefSeq and is a predicted model, not a curated record.